UUUAAAAUUACAAAAUAGACAAAAAUGUGGUUGUAUGAUUGUUUUAUUUGGCUUAAGUUUCAUUUUAUAUUUAAAUUUUCUACAAUAUCGUUAUGUUUCAAAUGUAAACAAACUUUCUGGAAAUAGACCUUAGGUUUUAAAAUGGUGGACCAUGCUGGACAUGUGUAUUUGCCCGGCGAAUUAAUUUGUAAUUUGAAGGAAUCGGAGAAAACAUCGAAAGUUUUAGUUGGACCAGGAUUAAGACAAGAUGAAGAAUCUAUAAUUGUCACGAAAUGCGGCUUACUCCGCUUCAAAGAGCCAAACUUUUAUUGGAUCGACUCUCAUCUAAAACGGUAUGUUGCUGUUAAGGGAGAUCCAAUCAUAGGGAUAGUUUCAGCUAAGGCAGGAGAUGUAUUUAGACUGGAUAUCGGUAGCAGUGACUUGGCAACUCUGUCCUAUUUGGCAUUUGAAGGAGCAACCAAAAGAAACAGACCUGACGUUAAGGUUGGUGAUAUUGUAUAUGCUAAAUGUAUGGUAGCUAAUAAAGACAUGGAACCUGAACUAGUGUGUAUAGACAGUAAUGGACGUAGUGGUGGACUGGGGGUUAUUGGUAGAGACGGAGGAUUUAUGUUCCAAACAUCGUUGAAUUUAAUUAGAAAACUUUUAAGUUCAGACUGUGUUUUACUCAAGACUCUUGGUAAUGGCAUGCAUUAUGAAUGUGCAAUAGGAAUGAAUGGUAGAGUUUGGGUCAAGGCAAAAUCUGUGUCGCACACAAUUGCCUUGUGUAAUGCUAUAAGUGCUGCUGAAUACAUGUCAAAUGAACAAAUCAAAGCUAUGUGUAAAAAAUUGACUAAUGCUUUAGCAGGCUUUUGAAACUGGCUAGAGAAUAUUAGGAAUUGACAUACCGGUAAUGAGUGGAAUGCCUGUUGAAAACUCCAUGGUCAAGUUAUCAGUUGGUACAGCAAUAUGUCUGAACUAACUGCUAUUGUUAUGUAUUCCACAUAAGUGACAGGAUGAGCAUCCUUGAUAGUAAUUUUGACCUGAUUUGCAAACAGCAACAUUUUUUUAUGUGUAGCUUUUUGAUGACGAAAA
Molecule: messenger RNA, 1071 nt
Organism: Mytilus trossulus (common blue mussel)
Lineage: Eukaryota; Metazoa; Mollusca; Bivalvia; Mytilida; Mytilidae
Product: exosome complex component RRP40-like
Exons: 4
Coding region: 142-852 (236 amino acids)
Biological process (GO): exonucleolytic trimming to generate mature 3'-end of 5.8S rRNA from tricistronic rRNA transcript (SSU-rRNA, 5.8S rRNA, LSU-rRNA); U4 snRNA 3'-end processing; CUT catabolic process
Cellular component (GO): cytoplasmic exosome (RNase complex); nuclear exosome (RNase complex)
Molecular function (GO): RNA binding
Source: RefSeq, a predicted model, not a curated record